Nothoprocta perdicaria is the source of this 2288-nucleotide messenger RNA. RefSeq lists its product as uncharacterized. The record is from RefSeq and is a predicted model, not a curated record. Gene Ontology annotation, biological process: telomere maintenance via telomerase; telomere capping. Bases 1 to 1776 code for a protein of 591 amino acids. Gene Ontology annotation, molecular function: telomeric repeat DNA binding. The transcript has 14 exons. Gene Ontology annotation, cellular component: telomerase holoenzyme complex; chromosome, telomeric region; shelterin complex. NCBI's taxonomy places the organism in Eukaryota, Metazoa, Chordata, Aves, Tinamiformes, Tinamidae.
AUGACCAAGGAGAUGACCUGGGGGAUGGCCAAGAAGCCCUGGAUCGCCGCCCUGCUGCGCGGCUACGGGCAGCCCGAGGGCGCCGAGGCGCUGCUGGCCGGGCAGGUGCUGCGGGUUUUGAGUGACCCAGGUGCUGCAGGGCAAGACGGGGUGCUGCAAGAUGCUGUCCUGCAAGUCUCAGAUGGGUCCUACUACAUCCGCGUGGUCCUUACGCCAGAAGCUCUGCAGGCCGAAGAAAAUUCCCAUGUGCAGCUCAAGUUUUCCAGCCUUGUCUGCAGAAUCAUCGUCUUGCAGAAGUACUCGGUGUGUUUCCGGGAGGAGGCCAGGCUGGAGGACUGCGAGUUCUUUCUCACCGUGCAGCGGUUCAUUGUGCUGCCCAUGGAGAGGCAGAGGCUGGAGUCGUCGGAUGGGAACCGGGAGCCCUCGGUGGUGCAGAAGAUAAAGGAGCUGUGGCUGAGGAGCCUGUCCCUGAAGAGUGACCCCAGCUCAGAGCCAUCCAUCUCUCAGCUCAUUGAUGCAAUAGGGCAGAACAAGCUUGAGGUUCUGAAGCAAAAUGCYGAGGAGUGCUUGGAUUUACAGAUGCCCAAGGAGCUGCCAGCAGCAGAGAAGGAGCUUCUUGUGACCCAGUGGGAGGCCGAGCGCAAGAAAGAGGCACAUGAGGAUGUCUUCAUGGUCCCAGCCAACAUCCUGGUGAUCCCUCCUGAGGAGGCAGCUUGCGCUGCCUCCCAUGCAGAUGCUUAUGAAAUUACUCCUGGGAAGAGCAGUGAUGAGCGGAUGGUACCAGUUGACCAGAGUGUUGUAUCUCAAGUCAGCCCUGUGGAGUCAACAGCAUUGUCACAGAACUCGGAGGCAUCUCUGGACAACCCCUGGGACAGGCUCCCUCCCAUGUCCUUGACUCUGAACUCCUCGGAAGAGAAGUCAUUUCAGUCUGGCUCUCCACAUGCCCCAGAGGCCCAGCUGAACGUGGCUGCUGACAGCAACACCCCCGACUUGCUGGAGUCCUCGAGCCAGGACGUGCUGCAGGACGCCCCGCUGGAGACGUCGUCGCCGUCGCUGCUCUGCUCGUACGGCGACGCUGCGGAGGCCGGCACGUCUCGAGGGACACCAGCUGCAGAGACCACCGGCAGAGCCCCUGGUGCUGCUCAAGGCCCCCAGGUGUCAGGAUGUUUCCAGGCUGAAAAUUUGUCCCUCUCUCCGGCCUUUCCUGUCCUGCCCAGCAGCYGCUUGGCAUCCGAAGCUGUGGGGGCACCUCACAGACAGCAGGCAGAUUCCAGCGGCGCAGCUUUCCCUCCGGAUGCGGACAAGGUUGGCCUGUCCCGUGCUAGGACCGAGCAGGGAGAAGCCCCACGUGGCAGCAGACAGUCUGUGGGUGCCAAGAGGAAGCUCUUGGUGGGAGAUGGCCACRCGCUGCCUGACGUUCAUAGGUCCCCCGGGGGCCAGCAGGACAAGCAGCAUUCCAGGGGUGCCCCCUCGGGCAGCGAGAGCGACACGAGCAGGAACCAGGGAGCAAAGAGGAGCAGGAAAGAAAAGACCAGGCUGCAGCGUGAGGAGGAAGCUCCUGCGGARGAGGCUGAGCAGGCAGCCUCAGCGAGCGGGCUGGCCUCCACGCGAGAGCAACGUGAAGUUCUGCAGCCGUACGUGAACGACAAGCCGCCCCAGUACAAAUACGAGCCCCCAUCGCCUGAGCUCUGCGAGCAGAUAAGAUCUGUCAGGAUCUCGAAGGCAAUGCUGAAGUGGGCCUGCUGGAUCCUCACUGAGGGGGACGCGGACUCCUGAGCCAAGACCACGCGGAGCCCGAGCGCGCUGCGAGCGGCCUCUCGUCUUACUUGUUCACCAGUUCUCCUCAAGAAGCUCUACUUAGAGCAGGGGAAGCGGGGACACAACCAGAGCCAUGUUCCUAAGGGGACAGCUGCAUGGUGCUGACCUUGCUUUGGAGACCCUGGUUGCAGAGAUGCUGGGGACGUGACCUGUUAGUGGUCAGCACCAUCCCGCUGAGCGAGGGAAGGGCUCCAUGCAGCAGGGCUGCUGGGGAGUGACUUAGCACAGGGCCUGUUGGUGAGUUAGCCUCCUUUUCCCACCUCCUUGGMAUGCUCUUCCUUGCUGGAAGCAUCACAGCCUGGCUGUGAUGACCUGGCCUGGCCAGCAGAAAGGGGACUUGUUGUGGUCCCGCUGUAGAGGCAGCGGUGAGGGCAGGGAUGGAGCCUAGGGGCCCUGCAAGCUGAUCUCCUUUCUGAAGUCAGUGCAGUAGUUCGGAGGUUUAUUGAUUGGUUGGGGUAGGGUCCUGUGCU